Chinchilla lanigera (long-tailed chinchilla) is the source of this 6363-nucleotide messenger RNA. It is a transcript of the gene B3gnt5, whose product is annotated as UDP-GlcNAc:betaGal beta-1,3-N-acetylglucosaminyltransferase 5. The record is from RefSeq and is a predicted model, not a curated record. Gene Ontology annotation, cellular component: membrane. Gene Ontology annotation, biological process: brain development. NCBI's taxonomy places the organism in Eukaryota, Metazoa, Chordata, Mammalia, Rodentia, Chinchillidae. The coding region runs from base 2907 to 4046 and encodes 379 amino acids. The transcript is spliced from 4 exons.
GCGGGGGCAGUGGGGAAAGUGGCGGGCCGGCGAGGCUUUCGGCGAGUUAAAGGCUGGGAUAAGGAAACGAGGAAGUGGGCAGGCGGGGGACACUAGAAAACUAAACUUUCUGGUGGGAAAGUCUAGACUUCUCUUUGCUUUGGCUCUGCCUGUUUUACUUUGACUCUCUCGGUCCUCGGGGGUGACUGACAGUCAAUUGCUUGCUCAAGUAUCCUUUAGGUACAAAGUAACAACUUUAAUUGGCGUUAGCUACGCUAGAUUCUUUCCCAGUGUUGGUCUUCCUAGGUUAUGGAUCAUGCUAAAGGGACACCAGCGCUGUCACCGCAGAGUGGCUGGCGAGGGCACGGAGCUGCUAUUUAGGAUACCUGUCUAAUGAAAGCACGUCCAUCAGAAUUGGAUUGGUUCCUCUGUGCCUUUAUUUUGGGAAACUUUACCUGGUCCCCAUGGGGGGAAGGGAGAGGAAUGUGAGAAGCUGAAAUUGACCCAGAAAAAGGAUGCCUGAAAGUCGAUGUGUUGAGUAGUGGCGCAAAAAUGAUCCCACCCCGAUUGCUCUGGAAAGAUGAUUAGUGAUUAGCGGCCCAGGUUUUAGCCUUUUCAAAAGAAACCGAGCGGAUGUUACACCUUGCCACAGUGGAUGUUACACCUUGCCACAAGAUGGGAGGGGGAACCUUCGAGGAGGCCAACGCAAAGCAAGAUAUUGAAUACCUGAAGGGUUUCCACCAUAGACCACACGGCUGGUCGUCUCCCCCCUUCUUUCUCCCCACCCACGCGCAUUUCCAGCCUCUCGCCCAUACAGCUGAGGUGGGGUGAAUACUGACAGGGAAAGUUCUUGAACCCAGAGACGUUCCUUUGGAGGAAGGGGGAGAUGGACACCCUAGACAGAGAGUACAGAUGCUUAGACCUGUUCUGCCCCCAGAGAGAACUCCGAAGAUGGGGAUAGGGGUGGAUUUUUCCAAAAUAAAGUUCAGGCUCUAAUGAGUUAAAAAAAAAAAAGUCAUAUUGUGAUCAUUAAACAUGGAAAUCAAAUUUCCCUUGUUAUAAAAGGCAUUCAAACAGUGAGACUGUAGUAAAACGAAGUAACUUUCUAAUUCUCAAAUAUGGAACAGCUUGAAUAAUAACUCAUGGGUUUUGAAAUGGGUCAUCUUUAAAAAUGGGUCACUUUGGCUGGAAUCAUUGCACUUGGUGACUUUCAAAUUGUAAAGGAUUGAGUUCUUCCAGAGGCCCACUUGCAUUAGAAUUUGUAUUUCAGAACACAGAGUUCCAGAAAACAGUGAAAUUCAGCAGGAAAUGGUCUCUUCUCAAAGUAACAAAAUAUACCCUAUUUUAUGUAUGGUUGUUGAAUGGACAUGAAAUUAUUGAAAGGACUCUACCAUUUGUUAAUUUAUAUGGAGAGAGGAUAUAAGGGCUUUUAUAUUUCAAGAUAAAAAACUUGAUCAGGUGAGUUGUGAACUUAAAUUCAAGUGACUUUUUACAUUCUGAUGCUAUGAAUUCAGAGACUGGCUUUGAUCGGUAUUAUUCAGCUUUAUCUUCCACUGUGAAGACUUUAAUACUAGAAGCAGACAGGCAACUACAGAAGAGAAUCUUCUACCAACUCUGCAGGCAACAAACCCCCAAGGUCAAGUUCACCACUUUGUCAUACAGCCUAAGGUUCAUCUAAGAGUUCAUAUUUUUCUCUUUUCCUUCACUGCUACAGCUCUUCCUACAACUUUCUGACAGCACACAAAGCAAACUUAGCUAAAACACUGACUCUAUUAGAUUUUUUUCUCCACAGUUUACAGAGCUUUAUGGUCUUGUGUCUGUGUCACUGUCACUGAAAGCUAUUUUAAGUGCAUAGUGUUCUUUCCUGUCAAAGAUAAUGGAAGACCAUUCUCAGUGGAUUAAGAAUGAUACUUCUCAGUCUCAAUGGUAUUUUGGGAUGUGAUAAGUGGCCCUUAACCAUCAAGUGAGUAUUUUAAUAAACUCUUACCUAAUAUAUUGUGAGAAGCCUCAUAAUGAGUAUAGCUCAGCAUUUUGAUAGCUGAAAAAUACUAGCUAGCCUCUAACUAACCCAUGAUGGCAAAGAUACAUGAAUGCCUUUUAGAGAAAGGAAAUUAUACUUUGUUAGUAAGUCAUCGCAACUGAUUCCCCGCAAACACUGCAACACGGUUUAAAGGUAAGUCAAAUGCAUUUUCCAGUACAGGAGAGAGGCAGGCUAUAGACCUACUUUUACUUGUUUUUCAUCCUAAAACUCUCGACUUUUCCCUCUGUCCAUUAGGUCCCGAUUCCAGGUUGCAGUGGAACACUUACCGACCCUCCACCGGGUAUCUACACCUGAAACACCCCCAAAGGCUCCCCAGCAUCCUGCCAUUGGCCUUCUGCAUGGUCACAAGCUAUUGGUUCAUGCAGCAAUUUUAGAGAGUAUAGGUGUCCAGCAUUAAGAAAGAAGAAGAAGCACAGAGCGUGCACUGCCUAUAGCAAGGAGGCAGGAGGUGAAGGGAUCAGGCUCCAGUGACAGGCUGCUGAAGGGACCAGGAGAAGGAAUGGAGCCAGGACUGGGACAAGGGUGGUGACCGCCACCCGGAGCAGCGGUGUCUUUGGUCCCAGCUCAUGCUCAAAGGAAGCAGCACAUGAGCCAGCUGCGUGGGGCCAUGCACCAGACCUAACAAAGGAUGCCGCUGUGGAGGGAUUUUGAUGUGCAGCGUCCUCACCCUAUAGCAUGUUUCAUUCUUUCGCAACCCUAGAAAAAAUGGUAUCCAAAGCAAAUACUGUGUGAAAAAGGAAGAUCCUUCUCCAUCUUCAUGAUCAGCAUGCAUUAAGAUGAAUAUCUAUUCUACAAAAUACAAAGUUCUCUGUUCUCCAAGAAGCAAGCACCUGUUUCAGACUCAUCCUAAAUAAAUUAGAAAAAAAACAACAAACAACAGACCUGAAUGGACAUGAGAAUGUUUGUUAGUGGCAGAAGAGUAAAAAAAUGUCAGUUCAUUCAGUUAUUUGCCACUUGUUUUAUUCUCAGCGUCAUGAUUUUUUGGGGACCUAUUGAUAAUCACAUUGUGAGCCAUAUGAAGUCCUACUCAUACAGAUACCUCAUCAAUAGAUAUGACUUUGUGAAUGAUACCCUGUCUGUGAAGCACAGCUUGGAAGGGUCUCGCUACCCAUACUUGAUUAACCACCAGGAGAAGUGUGAAGCUCAAGAUGUCCUUCUUCUACUGUUUGUAAAGACUGCCCCCGAGAACUACGACCGGCGCUCUGCAAUUAGAAGAACGUGGGGCAACGAAAAGUACGUUCGGUCUCAGCUUCACGCCAACAUCAAAACUCUGUUUGCUUUAGGAGCUCCUAACCCACUGAAGGGAGAAGAACUGCAGAGGAAACUGGUUUGGGAAGAUCAGAUGUAUGGCGAUAUCAUUCAGCAAGACUUUGUUGAUUCUUUCUACAAUCUUACUCUUAAAUUACUUCUGCAGUUCAGCUGGGCAAACACCUUUUGUCCACACGCCAAAUUCUUGAUGACUGCUGACGAUGACAUAUUUAUUCACAUGCCAAAUCUCGUUGAAUACCUUCAAAGUUUAGAACAAAUGGGUGUUCAAGACUUUUGGAUUGGUCGUGUUCACCGUGGUGCCCCUCCCGUUAGAGACAAAAGCAGCAAGUACUACGUCUCCUACGAAAUGUACCAGUGGCCUGCCUACCCCGAUUACACGGCCGGCGCUGCCUAUGUCAUCUCCAGUGACGUAGCGGCCAAGGUCUACGAGGCAUCACAGACGCUGAAUUCUAGCCUGUACAUCGACGAUGUGUUCAUGGGCCUCUGUGCCAAUAAAAUGGGGAUCGUACCACAGUACCAUGUGUUUUUUUCUGGGGAAGGUAAAGCUCCUUAUCAUCCCUGCAUCUAUGAAAAAAUGAUGACAUCUCACGGGCAUGUCCAAGAUCUGUAUGACCUUUGGAGGGAUGCCACAGAUCCUAAAGUCAAAAAUGUUUCAAGAGGAUUUUUCGGUCAAAUAUACUGCAGGUUAAAGAAGAUAGCUCUCCUUUGCAAACUGACCUAUGUGGACACGUAUCCCUGCAGGGCUGCAUUUGUCUGACAGUACUUGAAUGUGUGUUUUCACUGUCACUGAGCCAAACCUGGAUGGAAAACCUUUAGCCGUCUGUGCCCCAUAGUAAGUGACUAUGAAAGGCAAAGAAGUAUUUUGAAAGCCUCGUCUAUCAGGGUAUUUCUUUGAUUGUAGAAGCGGUUGAUAUACCUUCUUUACUUCCUGACCUAGCUACAUUUGAAGGAAUUCACAUUUAGAAAUGGUUCAUAUUACGAAUGAAAACAAAACUAAUGUAAAAUUCACUUUCUCAUUCGAUGCCACUUGGAUGUUUGCAGUACAGAGAGUUAUUAAGAAGCCUCGAUGUUAAGUAACAGCUUUUGGAAAUAUCAAGUGAAUGUGCAGUAUGGCAUUUCCAAGAAAUUAAUAUAUUAUUAGACCAGGUAUUCCUGUUCAUUUUUACUAAACAGCACUUGAUGGUGGGGCAGGAAAGGGUUGGCAUAGGAGAAAUAUAUCAAUCUGCUAAAAGGUAAUCUCCUGUCUUAAGAAGAGAUAUAGAAAAAUGUCUGCAAUUUCAUUACAAACAACGGAGUCACUUAAUGGUCACUUCCAUGUAGCUAUUUACUAGAUAGUGUUAGCAUCAUUUAAAAUGCAUUUAUAUCCUUCUUUCAAAGUUUAAUGUGAAAUUUGAGAAGUCAUUAGCUCUGCCCUAACUGGUACUUCGUGUGGUGUGUUUUCCCCCUAAUAUUAGAAAAUGACAUAAAGCAUAGGCAAUUUGUUGCCAAUAGGGUCCUUCUCUAGGGAGAAAUUAUUAAUUUCGGUAAGCUCUUUUUAACUUCAUGAAUUUUUCAGCUGGUUUUUAUGGAUUGAGUAUUGGUCUGUGUUUAAGGUAGUUAUUUAAAUGUUUGCAGAGGGGAAUAGAAUAAGGGAAGAGACUUCAGAAGGAAAGGUAGAGCAUUGAAGGUCUCUUUCCUCUGUAAUUUAUGAAAUACAAUCUUAGCAUCUAAGUCAUUACAUCAGGGGCUGGGGAUUUAGCUCAGCGGCAAAAGCGCCUGCCUGGCAAGCGCAAGGUCGUGAGUUCGGUUCCCGGUACCGGAGAAAAACAAAAAACAAAAAACAAACAAAAAAAAAAAAUCAUUACAUCAAUUACUAAAAUUAACCCAUCUCUUCUCAACAUAGUCUCAUAAACUACGCACUUUGUUCUAAGUUCAGUUUUAAAUUAAGAAUCUUGAACAUCACGUCGGACUGAUAUCAUCUAAAAUAAUCGAUCCUUUGAUCAAAUGACUGUCCAAGUUGAUCUUUAUCCUUUAAAUAGUUCACACUUAAAAGCAGAAUAGAAGUGCCGGAGAAGUUGCCAGGGUGAGAUCGAAAACAUCUUAUUUGUAAAGCUGCGUGUUCUUUAUUAGAUGUGGCCGACAGCUAAUACAUUAAGUUACAUUUAUUUUACAAAGUAGGAGAAGAAGGUGGCCAGGAUGCAAACAACUUCCACUCCCUGCUACAGAAAGAAUCAGGUGAGGUGGUUUGCUAGGGACAUUCUAUAAAGGCCAAAAGCUGUUUUUGACUUCAGCAAAAACAGCUGAACUGAUUAUAAAGCCUUUGGCUCAGAAACACGUGUUCUGGCCAACUCAGAUGUCUCAUUUAAUAAGAUGACAUCAGACGCAGGCAAAACACAGCUAAAAAGGAUUUCUCGGUAUACACAACUGGAUGAUGAUAUAAUUCUUAGGUAGACUUUCAAUGUUUACAACGACUUUUUUGUUAUUUUUUUUCUAUUUUGAAAUUGGAAGCUUGUUUACAUCGCUUAGAUAAUUUAGUAUUUUUAACUCAUGUCAAGACUACAAUGUCAAACAUCCUAGGUUGUAGUUACUGUAGCUCAGAGAAGAUUCCGAGUUGUAGAUCUUCAUAGUUUAAAAUUUCUGACCAACCUUAGCAACUGCAGAAAAUGAAAGCACAUUUUGACAAAGCAGCUUGACAGUUAAUUUGAUUAGUUGAUUCUUUAAUAAGUAUUUGUCUUUGGCCCAUAGAUACCCUAUGUAGCGAUACUGGGGACUGUUACAAUUUGCCAUGCAUUGAAAACAUCAGUAUCUCUCUGACCAUUGAAGUGAUCUUGUUUACAGCAAAACUUUUGUGGAACAGUAAUUUAUUUGUUGAAAGAACUCUCUUGAAAUCUUUUAUUUUUGCUUAGAAUAGAGUGGAACAAGUUUAAAUUGGAAGGAAAUAUGAAGGCGCUUCCAUUUUUUGUAAGAAGGAAGUUGCUUGAUAAUUCCUUUAUCAGACUUCAAGUACUGAGAGGAGUGUUUGUAAAUAGAAGCGUUCUAACCUUUUUAAAAGGAAGGAAAAACUUUUUGGUGCUCCGACGCAGGAUUAUCUUUUU